This is a messenger RNA of Humulus lupulus (European hop), 2052 nucleotides long. RefSeq lists its product as uncharacterized. The record is from RefSeq and is a predicted model, not a curated record. NCBI's taxonomy places the organism in Eukaryota, Viridiplantae, Streptophyta, Magnoliopsida, Rosales, Cannabaceae. Bases 1 to 2052 code for a protein of 683 amino acids. The transcript has 4 exons.
AUGGCAAUGGAGAAUAUGGGUAUCAAAUUAUUUCGAUUCUAUAACUUUUGGACAGAUCAUCAAGAUUUCAAAGAGGUGGUUCUGAAUAGUUGGAGGAAACCUAUUAAAGGGACUGGUUUAAGGGCUAUCUACUUGAACACUAUGAGGCUGAAGCACAGAUUAAAGAGGUUUAACAGGGACAAUAUUGGAGAUAUUGGUCUGAUUAUCAGAAGGCUAAGGUUGCUUACCAGGAUGCUCAACUUCAAGCUCAAUCUCAUCCCCGAGACUAUGGGUAUCAAGAGUAGCUUGAUAGAUAAUUUUCCUGAUGUAGUCUCUCACUUUGUGGAUCAUUUUAGAAGCUAUUUGGGAAGUCCGAGCUCAGCUACUGGUAAGAUCGAUUUACGUUGUAUUGAGAUGGGUACCAAGCUUUCGGUUGAUCAACAACUUAUUCCUUUGAAACCUUUUUCUCAUAAGGAAAUUCGAGAUGCUCUUUUCAGUAUUCCCAUCACCAAAUCCCCGGGUCAUGAUGGCUUUGGAUCAGGUUUUUUCAAGGCGUUAUGGCAGGAUAUUGGGGGUGAAGUUUGUACAGCAGUUGGUCAUUGUUUUGAAACAGAGAUAUUUCUUUCUGAACUCCAUGUUACAACUCUGUCUUUGGUCCCUAAAGUUGCUAAUCCUUCUCGGGCUGUAGACUACAGACCAAUAGCCUGUUGUUCUACAUUAUACAAGUGCAUCUCUAAGCUUUUGUGUUCUCGAUGGAUUAUGGUUUGCUUGAAAAACACUACUUACCCUUUGCUUAUGAAUGGUAGAGCUCAAGGUAGUUUCAAGGGCGAGAAAGGGCUGCGUCAGGGUGAUCCUAUGUCUCCUCUUUUGUUUGUGCUUAUCAUGGAGUAUCUUACUCGGAGCCUUCAACUAGCUGCUCACAAUUCCACUUUUAGAUUUCACCCCAUGUGUAAAAGUCUUAAACUUCUUAAUCUUUGCUUUGCUGAUGAUUUGAUUUUAUUCUGUAAGGGAACUCUUUCUGCUGUUAGAGUUUUCAAAGAGGUUCUUGAGGACUUUAGUGCUGCUACAGGACUUUCUAUUAAUGCUAGUAAAUCACAUAUUUUUUUUGGAGAAGUUAAUGCAGCAGAUAGAAGGACUAUAGCUCAUGAGAUUCAGCUCUCUGAAGGAUCAUUUCCGCUUAAGUAUCUUGGGGUGCCUAUGAAGCCAACUAAGUGGAAACAUGAAGAUUGUGACAUUAUUAUUCAAAAAAUCAGAUUGAGGCUUCAUUCUUGGACUAGUAGGCAUCUAUAUUUUGUUGGUCGAAUGCAACUCAUUCACUCAGUAUUAUUUGGGCUUCGUAAUUACUGGAUGAGUAUCUUUGUGCUUCCUCAGAGUAUUAUUAAGGAAGUGGAAAAACUCUUCCGUGGGUUUCUUUGGGGAAUAUCUGGAAGUAGAAGCAAGAUUCAUAUUGCUUCUUGGCAGAAGCAUGAUAUCCUUUGGGUCAAAUGGGUUAAUUCAAUCUAUUUGAAAGGCUCUAAUUUCUGGAACUACAAUUUAAAUCCAGAUUGCAGUUGGUAUUGGAGGAAGUUGUGCCAUAUGAGGGGAAAAUUCAGCUUGGCUGAGGUUCUAGCUGCUGGUAUAACUGGGAGGUUUAAGGCUUCGAAGCUCUACAAUAGUUCCUUAAAUCAACAGUCGAUGGGAUAUCAUCAAGCAGUUUGGUGUAAACUUUUUAUACCAAAGCAUCAGUUUCUUCUUUGGCAUGUGGUUAACUCUCAUCUUCUCACAAGGGAUAACAUGCUCCGGUUUAACAUUAAGAUGGACUGUCUGUUAUGUCCAGUGUGUGGUGAUCAAAAUGAGAGUCACACUCACCUUUUCUUUGAGUGCUGUAUUUCUAAGAAGAUUCUUGAUUUAAUCUUUGCUUGGAUGGGAUAUAGAGCUUGGCCUGGUGAGUUCACUAGCUGGACAAUUUGGAUUGCAAGUAGUAGACCUGGAAUUGUCUCUUCUGUUAUAAAUUUGAUUUUGGCCGCAGUCAUUUACUAUAUCUGGAGGAACCGAAACAGGUGUAUUUUUUUAUGGGUGUUCUUUAGCAGCUGA